CUUGUUCUAUGAUAGUGUGUGAAGAAAUGGAGAUCUUUCCCAAUGUGGCAAAAAUGAAAAUAUUGUGGGUGGCAUCACGUUGGAGUUGAACUUUAUCAAUGGUCUGAUAACUCGGAUUAUGACAUGUUUCUAACGCUGUCAGAAAGCCCUUGCCAUUCACAAGACUCUUAUGACAAAACCAUGUCGUUCAGCACACUAUUUAAGAAAGCGUCAAACUUUCUGGGGUUGGCGAGUCCAGAUCAGUUAAAACCACCCCCUCUGGAUGGUGAGAUUAUCUAUUGUAAGAAUAACGUGUGUGUUCACCCGCCAGCACCACUCACCCUGGAUGUUGCCCACUACCCUGGCUACCUGACACUGAAGUCGCAGAAUGAUGAGAUGUCUGGUCCAACUCUCAUUUUAACCUGGAUACCAAAUACAUCACUUAAACGGAACCCUAGCAGUAUAGAAAACAGUCCUAACAGAUCUCGCAGGAAUAGUCCGCGAGCAAGCCCGAGGAAGCAUGCCCGUCAAGAGUUCGCCAAAGCUGACCAAAUUGUGUCCUCCCCUAGUGUCAGCAUGUCCCCACGGGGGUCAACCGUGUCCAGCUGCAGUGAGGUGAUGACCGGCUCUGUGGGAGGCACAUCUUCUGCGCAAGCUGCAGCUGCCGCCAGCCAUGACGAUACACUGUCCACUACAAGCUCAGAGACAUCUGUAUCCACAAGCCUGCGGGACGAACGACAAAGCUGUGAGAGUGUUGAACAAGGCGAUGACAAAAGCUCCAGGUUGAGUUCCAGCUGUAGGUCUCAGUGCGACUCUGGCAUAGGUGCAGAUGAGAUAGCUCAGCUCAUCAUACAGAAUAAUGAAAAAGGUGGGUUCUCUGCUGGCAAAGUACAAGGGGUCGGAGUCAAUGUUAAUAAUCUGAACUCUGCUAAAGAGGUUAACCUGAAACAUGACCAUGGUAGGAUCCUGGAUCACACAACGAAAGACAGGGACGGGGAGAACAGCCCGUCAAGCGACAGCGAUGGUUUGACAGCCGAGGAACAACUUGCAGCGCUGCUACAGAGGAACAAGCUGGAGGACAAGGUGAGAGAACGGAAGAGCUCCAAGUGCUCAGUCAGCAUAGAGAUGGAAGGAGACAAGCUUGUGGUGGUCACUCAAGAAUUAGAGGGACAGACUGAGAUUAAGCCAGAAGACACGGAUGUUAACAUCAAUCCUGAGAGCCUGAGAGAUGACACAGCUAGCCUUCAGUCCACUGACCUUGACUGCCCAAGUGUAAGUUCUGACUCCACAGACCAGAGCCCUGCAGGGGAACACUAUCAAGCAAUACUCGGGGAACUGAAGGCCACCGCUACCCAUCCUGCCAAACUGACACCACAAGACACAGACCCUAACAAUAGCUCUCCUGACCAGGGGACCAGUAAACUUGACCAAGGGGAGGCAACUCCAGUGACAGGCAGCUCCAGCCAAAGUAGCUCUUCUAAGGCUACACCUAAAGCCACACCUAAUCUGUCUCUAGACCUUAAGAACACAACAGCCCCGUCCAGCAGUGGGUGUACACCCACGCCUGACAUCUCGGUGACACGCUACAGAAUGUCCUCUUCCUCCUCCACGACGACCUCAGGCCCUGACUCCUCCCCUCCCUCCCCUUUUUCUUCCCCGGAGCACAGCACAGGUAACUCACCUAUGUUCCUCUGUCCUGACACCCCUUCAGAGUGCAGCUCCCUAUCUGCGGAUGUCUCUCACAAUCUCACCUUUCCUGAUAACUCCAUCAACUAUUCCAAAGACAGAAGAGAGAGAAGAACUGCUAGGGAUCAAGUCUGCGGCGUGUUCUCUGUCAACCUCAGUCAGAUGCGAUCACUGCGGCUGUUUUACAGUGACAAGGAGUGCACACGAGGUCAGGUGGUGAUUGCCAGCAGAGAGAGCCAGUACAAGAUCCUACAUUUCCACCAUGGAGGCCUGGACAGGCUGGCAGAGAUAUUUCAGGACUGGAGUCUGUUUGCCCAGGAUCAGGAUAAGAAGAGGGAUGGGGAAUCCCCAUAUCGACAGUUCCUGAUAGUGCGCCCUCAGAUCACAGAUGACCAGUGUCACCCUGAGGAGGGACUGUUUGAGAUGGUCACUGAGGACAUGUGGAGGACACACAUGAAUGAACAGGGGCAGAUUGAGGAUGUCUUCCAACUGAGGAAGGCCAUAUUUUUCGGAGGGCUGGAUGCUUCUAUCAGACAGGAGGCCUGGCCAUUCCUUUUACAGUAUUAUCCCUUCUCUUCCACAUUUGAGGAAAGAGAGGUCAUCCGCAACGACAAGUACAUAGAGUACCAAAAUAUUCGAAAACAGAGGGAGUCCAUGUCAGAAGAAGAGAUGAAGGUAUUCUGGAGGACAAUACAGUGUACAGUGGAGAAAGAUGUGGUCAGAACUGAUAGAAGUCACCCAUACUUCAGAGGGGAAGAUAACCCAAACAUAGAGGUGCUCAAGAACAUUUUGCUGAACUAUGCUGUGGCUCACCCUAACAUGGGCUACACCCAGGGGAUGUCUGACCUGCUGGCCCCCGUCCUGGCUGAAAUACAACAUGAGGCAGGGGCAUAUUGGUGUUUUGUGGGCCUCAUGCAGAGAACCAUCUUCUUCAGUUCUCCGAGAGAUACAGACAUGGACAAGCAAUUGAACCAUCUGAGAGAGCUGCUGAAAGUAAUGCUACCAAAAUUUUACCAACAUCUUGAAAAGCUAGGUCAAGACGCUAUGGAGCUGCUGUUUUGUCACAGGUGGAUUUUGCUAUGUUUCAAGCGCGAGUUUCCAGAGGCAGAUGCACUGCGGAUGUGGGAGUCCUGCUGGGCUCACUACCAGACUGACUACUUCCACUUGUUUCUCUGUGUGGCUAUCAUUGCUAUAUACGGAGAUGACAUCAUAGAGCAGGACCUGCCAGCUGACGAGGUUCUGCUUCACUUCAGUAGUCUGGCCAUGCACAUGAAUGGGGAUGUGGUCCUCAGGAAGGCUCGAGGUUUGCUGCACCAGUUCCGAAGCCAACAGCGUAUCCCCUGCUCCCUGCAUGGUCUGUGCCUGUUGUGCAGUCCAGGCAUGUGGGACAGUGGGCAUGUUCCUGCUGUGUAUUGUGUGGGAAACCACCCAGAUGGGGAAUGUCCUUACCACAGCCAUCCCAGCUCCCCUGAGGAUGUCAGUCAGCCCUGAAAUAUCACAUAGCGCGCAAGGUCAAGCUGUGAGUGGCGGAUGUUCCUAUAUCAUAGACAAAAGAAAGGAAGAAACCAGAAUUGUCAUCUUUUUUGAUUUGUGUGUUAUGCUGAAUAUCUGUUCACUGACGCCAGACAGGUUAUGGGUGGAAGAAACCAAAAAAAAAAAGAGUUGAUGAACAAAUGAACUAAAUAACCAUGCUGUAAAACUGCUAUUCCAGCAUUUAAAUAUCAGACAGUUAAAGGUGUAAAAAGAAGGCUUUUGACAUCUACGGGGAUAAAAACUGUCCAUAAAAUUCCCACCUUAGCAUUAAGUUCUGUACAGAAAAAAAUUGAUUCGUGAAACGUAUGUCAAAUAUUGUUUUUAAUAUUCUGACUUGGUGACACUUAUUUUAGUCAACAUGAAUCUCUGUUAAAACUGGUGAUGAGUGUUAUAAAGGGAUGUCUUUGUGUUUACUUUCCAGUAUGGGUUUGGGUUAUGUAUAGCUUAGAAAAGUUUCUAGCAUAAGGUUUAAAAUUUGAUUGGUGUGUGUACAGUAGUACUUUUGUGAUGAAGGAAAAAAAAACGAUUGGUUAGAUAGAUGUUAGGUGUAACAUUCCUAAUUCUUAAAGGGUUACUUAUCUAUACUACAUGUGCAUGUGCGUAGCUUGUGUAGAGUAGUACAUGUAUAAUUGUGUGCUAUUAUGCACAGAUGUCUGCCUCAUUUCCCUCUCAUCGUAAUAUAUCUAGUGGAUUUACAUGUAUCAUACAUUUGAUGAUUAAUAAAAUAAACAUGUUAGUAUUCGGUGACUUCUCCUGUAUGAAUGUCAUUAUGCUAAAAUGUAACUGACCAGUAGGGCUUAGACACAAACAUUUGACUGCAGCAUUUUCAAGUGAUACAUGCUGCUUGAUUUUGACCACCUAAUAGAACCAUUUUUUUUUUUGUGAAGUUUGAUUAAUUUCUUCUCAGAAAAGUUCAAGUGUUGGCUUCAAAAGUAUCAUUUUAAAGCCUUAACUUGCUUC
Molecule: messenger RNA, 4158 nt
Organism: Liolophura sinensis
Lineage: Eukaryota; Metazoa; Mollusca; Polyplacophora; Chitonida; Chitonidae
Product: TBC1 domain family member 16-like
Exons: 10
Coding region: 124-3156 (1010 amino acids)
Biological process (GO): activation of GTPase activity
Cellular component (GO): early endosome
Molecular function (GO): GTPase activator activity
Source: RefSeq, a predicted model, not a curated record